AUGACGUCGGCGAUUUGGUGCCGCUUGCUGACCGUCGUUGUCGUCGCCGUCGUCGUCGUCGUCUCGUUCACAUGGGCUCAGCCGAACUACCUCACCGAACAGGAUUUCAUUAAUGCCGCAAAAUUACCGUCUACCGGUCAACGAAUGAAACCGCUCUACAAUGAUGUUCACUUUCCGAUCAGGAGAGCUAAACGCGGUGGUGGAGUUGGCGUAGCAUCACAAGACGAUAAAUGGCCUAACGGACGAGUUCCCUACGUUCUCUCAGCCGCUUACAAUGAAAAUCAGCGUGCGGUGAUCGCUAGAGCGAUUGCGGGUUAUCAGGCAAAAACCUGCAUCCGAUUUGUGCCGAAAACACCACUCGACCGUGAUUACAUCGUAAUUUCUAAACUUGACGGGUGUUAUGCGGAUUUUUCACGGGUAGGCGGUCGACAACAGGUUUCGUUAGCGGAUGAAUGUAUCGACUACGCGACAAUUAUACAUGAAUUUAUGCAUGUUAUCGGAUUCAUUCAUGAACAUCAACGAGAGGAUCGUGACAGUUAUGUGAAUAUCCUCUACCAGAAUAUUAUUCCAGGCGCUAACUCAGAUUUUGACAAAUUAUCGCAACUGGAUCUUUCGUAUUACGGUGAAGGAUACGAUUAUCUUUCCAUAAUGCACUACGAAAGCAACGAGGGCAGCAAAAAUGGAAGAAAUACAAUCGAAGCAAAGGAUGCUCGAUUCACACCUCUAAUGGGAAAAAGCACCGAUUUCUCAAUGUCGGAUCUUAAACGGGUGAAUCGAGCCUAUUCGUGCUGGGUGAAAUCAAAGAAAUCUGCUGUUAUAUCAUUCGCGCGAAGAGCGAGUAUUGUUCAUUCGCUCACUUUUGACCACUCACACAAGUCGGACAGUUAUAUCCUUCCCCUGUCCAUCAGGAAGCAAAAAAAGCAACUUCAGUUUUUUUUUAAUCGACUAUCCCAAGAAGUUGUACAAAGUAUAUUUCCAAGAAGAAAGGAACUUAAAAGUUUUGCAAUAACAGGAAACAAUAUGACAGAUGCCAAAGAAAACAUCAAAACAAAAACUAUUAAAAAAGACAUCGUAAAUGAAAAGAAAAAAGAAGCUAACGUGUUACCCGUUGGAAGUGAGAACAAAGCCCAAUUACCUUGUAAGCAUCCGAAAGAGUGUACAACGAGUACAUCAAUAUCAACUGCCACUACGAGCGGAGCACUAAAGCCACAAUCAACGGACACCUCACAGAUCACUCCGUCAAAAGCGACUAAUACUUGCACCGCAAAGAGUAUCUCACAAGAGAGUUUGGCAACUUCAAAGCCUGUAUUAUUAAAAGAAGAAGCAAAAACCUCGGAAGAACAACCAACACAAACCAGAGGUUUAUUCGAAUGGGCCUUAUCAGCUUUUAAAAGUAGAUAUUCUUUUCUAAAAACGGCUACACCUAAAUCAUCGCCGUGUAGUCCUCGUCCAAAAUCCCUCGUACUUCAAAAAAAUGUCGUCACACCUUCGAAAAACACUUCAAAAAUUAACGCAACAGUGAGCGCUCCCUGUACUCCUUCAAAACCUAAAACUCCGAGGAAAAACACUGUAGUAAAAACUGGAUCCACACCCUCAAAACCUACUACAAAAAUGAAAACCAAAACGAACACUGCUAUCCUUCCUUCGAAACCCUCUCCGAAACUAAGAGACACGGCGAGCGCUGGUACUGUUACUUCAAAAUCUACUUCGGAAGUAGGAGACACGGUGAACACUGCUGUAUUUCCUGUAAAAUCCACUUCGGAAGUGGGAGAUACGGUGAACACUGCUGUCAUUCCUGUAAAACCCACUCCGGAAGUAAAAGACACAAAUAAAAAGAAACCUAAACACGUCACACAUACGAACAGAAAGUCCAAAUCGAAAUAUAUUAUCGAAAAAGAAGUAUCGGUGGAGCUAAACGAAGGGUCUUCAAAUUCAGGCAGUACAGAAACCGCAAUGGACAUAUCAACUAUAGAUCCAAAGGAAGCGGCCAAAUAUUCCUUCCUAACUAGGAAGAAAAAGACUGCAGCAGCUACAAAUCAAGCACGAUGCGAAGAUUCUGUGAUGACUGGUUGCGUAGAUUCUGACCUAUUUACGUUACAAGAGAAAUCACGAAUGGAUAUGAAGAAACUGGAAGAUUUCUUCUCUAUAACGCCAAAAAAACAGAACGAUACACCAAAAAAAUCACCCGCCAAUGUGUCAUCUGCCACUAAAUCACCACAGGUUUCACAAGUAUCAGGUCGAAAAGCAGACAAAAUCGCCAAAUUGCAUGACACCAACAGGAAAGAGAAGGAGAAAAAGAAGCCAAAAAAGAAUACGACAAAGGUGUUGGCAUCGCUUUUUCAUGGUUCAUCGCAUGAUAAGAAUAGAAAGAAGACCAGAGGAAAAUCGGCAAGUGUGGAGAAGGUUAAACAAUGA
This is a messenger RNA of Necator americanus (New World hookworm), 2415 nucleotides long. RefSeq lists its product as uncharacterized. Gene Ontology annotation, molecular function: metalloendopeptidase activity; zinc ion binding. The record is from RefSeq and is a predicted model, not a curated record. NCBI's taxonomy places the organism in Eukaryota, Metazoa, Nematoda, Chromadorea, Rhabditida, Ancylostomatidae. Gene Ontology annotation, biological process: proteolysis. Bases 1 to 2415 code for a protein of 804 amino acids. The transcript is spliced from 18 exons.